CGGCGGCGGCAGCGGCCCGGCGGGCGGAGUGGCGCGGGCAUGGCCGCGCGUGGCCGGCGUGCCUGGCUCAGUGUGCUGCUCGGGCUCGUGCUGGGCUUCGUGCUGGCCUCACGACUUGUCCUGCCCCGCGCCUCCGAGCUGAAGCGAGUGGGCCCGCGGCGUCGUGCCAGCCUCGAGAGCUGCCGGCCCGGGCAAGCCGCGGUAUCCCAGGCCGGCGGGGCGCGUGGCAGUGCGCGUGGCUCGCAGCUCUGGCCGCACGACUCGGCCCCGGAUGGCGGCCCGCGCGACAGGAACUUUCUCUUCGUGGGAGUCAUGACCGCCCAGAAAUACCUGCAGACCCGCGCCGUGGCGGCCUACAGAACGUGGUCCAAGACAAUUCCUGGGAAGGUGGAGUUCUUCUCUAGUGAGGGCUCAGACACAUCCAUCCCAAUUCCCAUAGUGCCACUUCGGGGAGUUGACGACUCCUACCCGCCCCAGAAGAAGUCCUUUAUGAUGCUCAAGUACAUGCAUGACCACUACCUGGACAAGUUUGAAUGGUUUAUGAGGGCAGACGAUGACGUUUACAUCAAAGGAGAGCGUCUGGAGAGCUUCCUGAGGAGUUUGAAUAGCAGCGAGCCUCUCUUUCUGGGGCAGACAGGCCUGGGCACCACAGAAGAAAUGGGGAAACUGGCUCUGGAGCCUGGUGAGAACUUCUGCAUGGGGGGGCCUGGUGUGAUCAUGAGCCGGGAGGUGCUUCGCAGAAUGGUGCCACACAUUGGCAAGUGUCUGCGGGAAAUGUACACCACUCAUGAGGACGUGGAGGUGGGAAGAUGUGUCCGGAGGUUCGCAGGCGUGCAGUGUGUCUGGUCUUAUGAGAUGCAGCAGCUUUUUUAUGAGAAUUAUGAACAGAACAAGAAGGGGUACAUUAGAGAUCUCCAUAACAGUAAAAUUCACCGAGCCAUCACAUUGCACCCCAACAAAAACCCACCUUACCAGUACAGGCUUCACAGCUACAUGCUGAGUCGCAAGAUCGCCGAGCUGCGCCACCGCACAAUCCAGCUCCACCGAGAAAUCGUCCUGAUGAGCAAGUAUAGCAACACAGAGAUCCACAAGGAAGACCUGCAGCUGGGAAUCCCCCCUUCCUUCAUGCGGUUUCAGGCCCGCCAGCGAGAGGAGAUUCUGGAAUGGGAGUUUCUGACAGGGAAAUACCUGUAUUCAGCCAUCGAAGGCCAGCCUCCCCGGAGAGGGAUGGACUCAGCACAGAGGGAAGCCUUGGAUGACAUUGUCAUGCAGGUGAUGGAGAUGAUCAACGCCAACGCCAAGACCCGAGGACGCAUCAUCGACUUCAAGGAGAUCCAGUAUGGCUACCGCCGAGUGAACCCCAUGUACGGGGCAGAGUACAUACUGGACCUGCUGCUCCUGUACAAGAAGCACAAAGGGAAGAAGAUGACAGUCCCCGUGCGCAGGCAUGCCUACCUGCAGCAGACCUUCAGCAAGAUCCAGUUCGUGGAACAUGAGGAGCUGGACGCACAGGAGCUGGCCAACAGAAUCAACCAGGACUCUGGAUCCCUGUCCUUUCUCUCUAAUUCCCUGAAGAAGCUUGUUCCCUUCCAGCUCCCGGGGUCCAAGAAUGAGCACAAAGAGCCCAAAGACAAAAAGAUCAACAUUCUGAUUCCUUUGUCUGGACGUUUUGAUAUGUUUGUGAGAUUCAUGGGGAACUUCGAGAAGACCUGUCUCAUUCCCAACCAGAACGUCAAGCUCGUAGUGCUGCUUUUCAAUUCUGACUCCAACCCAGAUAAGGCCAAACAAGUUGAACUGAUGCGAGAUUACCGCGUUAAGUAUCCGAAAGCCGACAUGCAGAUUUUGCCGGUGUCUGGAGAGUUUUCAAGAGCUCUGGCCCUCGAAGUAGGCUCCUCCCAGUUUAAUAAUGAGUCUUUGCUCUUCUUCUGUGACGUUGACCUCGUGUUCACUCCGGAAUUCCUGCAACGGUGUCGAGCAAACACAGUUUUGGGCCAACAAACCUAUUUCCCAAUCAUCUUCAGCCAGUAUGAUCCAAAGAUUGUUUAUAGUGGGAAAGCUCCCAGUGACAACCAUUUUGCCUUUACUCAAAAAACUGGCUUCUGGAGAAACUAUGGGUUUGGCAUUACUUGUAUUUAUAAGGGAGAUCUUGUCCGAGCAGGCGGCUUUGAUGUCUCCAUCCAGGGCUGGGGCCUGGAGGAUGUGGAUCUCUUCAACAAGGUCGUCCAGGCGGGUUUGAAGACAUUCAGGAGCCAGGAGGUAGGCGUAGUCCACGUGCACCACCCUGUCUUCUGUGACCCCAAUCUGGAUCCCAAACAGUACAAAAUGUGCCUAGGGUCCAAGGCGUCGACCUACGGGUCCACACAGCAGCUGGCUGAGAUGUGGCUGGAGAAAAACGAUCCAAGCUACAGUAAAAGCAGCAAUAAUAACGGCUCCACACAGACAGCCUGAUGUCCAGCUCUGCUGGACAUGACAUUUUAAUUACCUAAUUUAUUUUUCAAAAAUUUUUUGUAUGACCAGUUUUUGAAGUCCAUACAAGGAUAUAUUUUCCAAGUGGUUUUCUUACAUAGGACUCCUUUAAGAUUGAGCUUUUUGAACAAAAAUGUGAUCAAUGUUUGCCUUUGAACACAUCUUGCUGAUGUAGCAGACCUGCUUAGUUCUGACUUGAAACAUACCUGAUGAACAAAACUGUUUUUGCUGUUUUGUUUUUUACAUUUCUUUUCCAGACCCUACAGUCCUAUGGCAGAGAACGUGAACAUUCCGACAAAGUAUUAUUGUAACAAAACACUGUAACUCUGGUCAAUGUUCUGUUGUGACUGCUAACCUUGCACAAAUUCUACCUUUUGUCUUUUGUCUUUUUUUUUUUUCCACAAGUUUUUUUGUAAGCCAUCUCAAGUUUCAGUUAUAAGUUAAGGAAAUGUGAUAAUAGCUGUAUAUCAUCGUCUUCAGGACAGCUUUCCCCAAAUUGUGCCCCACCCAUGGUGGUCGAGUAGGAAUUUGGAGCAGGGGAGUGAGGAGAGCACAGUGAAAGCUGGGGUCAUUCCUGUUGUAAUUCCUUUGGUCUAAACGGUCCUGACUUAACCUCCAACAAGGAAUUGGCAUUUUCUUUCUUCCUGACCCGUCUCAUUAGAGGGGACAACAUUAAUAUUUAGAAUGACAAAGAAGAUUGUUGUAAUAAUUCGAAUGUAUGCAAGCUAAACUAAGAAACAAAAACAACCGAUGAAAACGUUGUGGGGACGCAUUGGGCUUUGUUUACUUCAUCAUGUCUGUGUUAUGUUGGUGGAGAUGGUUACUUCAUUUUUAAUUACUGUUUUGUUUUAUCCUUUGUAUCUGAGAUACCUUUAAUUUAUUUAAUAUCCAUUGUUUAGAGCUCUGCCAUUUCUUGAGUACCUCUUAGUCAUUAGUAUUUAUGUGUACCAGAGUGUGGUUACUAUGUCUUAUUUGCAGUAAACUGAUCUCCAAAGAUUUCCUUUGAAAACACUUUUCCCCUUCUUAAUUUUUACAUUCCUGUUUUACUAAAUGUUAAGUGUUCUUGGACAAUUUUGGUGCUCACAUGUUUUGGGGACAAAGUGAAAUGAAUCUGUCAUUACACCACAAUGCUUGUUUUCAACUCACAGAUCAAAUGUGCCUUAAUAAUUUUUUUUCAUUUAGGUUUCAAACAGUUGAUAGACUUGCCAUUUUAAAUACACAUUGUUGGAGAUCUGCUUAUUUGUAAAUAGCCUAUUGCUCAUUUGGAAAAAUAAACCAGUGGACAAUAUUUUUCUACUGUA
Molecule: messenger RNA, 3767 nt
Organism: Castor canadensis (American beaver)
Lineage: Eukaryota; Metazoa; Chordata; Mammalia; Rodentia; Castoridae
Gene: Chsy1
Product: chondroitin sulfate synthase 1
Cellular component (GO): Golgi cisterna membrane
Molecular function (GO): glucuronosyl-N-acetylgalactosaminyl-proteoglycan 4-beta-N-acetylgalactosaminyltransferase activity
Source: RefSeq, a predicted model, not a curated record